Rotaria socialis is the source of this 363-nucleotide messenger RNA. NCBI's taxonomy places the organism in Eukaryota, Metazoa, Rotifera, Eurotatoria, Philodinida, Philodinidae. The record is from the annotation of a GenBank genome assembly.
AUGACUUGGGGUGAUCUCGUAAAGAAAUUACUUACCUUCGAACAAUUUAAUUUUUUCGAUAUCUCUCAAGCUACAAACACAUUCAAUCUACAAGAUUAUUUUGCUCGACAAUGGAAUACAGCACAUCCACAUACAGCUGAUUGUGUAGGUCGUCAUCAACCUAUCAUCGAAGAAUCAAUUUCCGAUGAUUUUCUGGUGUGUUUGGUGAAUUCAGAUGAUCUUGAUGAUGAAUUCGAUCCAACACAUCCUAUUGAUGACUAUAAUACUUGCAUUUGUCCUAGUGAAAUUCGUCCUUAUAAAACUAAAAAUGCCUUGUGGUCCUUGCAAAAGGCAGUUCAGUUUACAUUUAAUUUAAUUAGAUAA